This is a messenger RNA of Aspergillus ochraceoroseus IBT 24754, 1520 nucleotides long. RefSeq lists its product as uncharacterized. The record is from RefSeq and is a predicted model, not a curated record. Bases 1 to 1410 code for a protein of 469 amino acids. The transcript has a single exon. Lineage: Eukaryota; Fungi; Ascomycota; Eurotiomycetes; Eurotiales; Aspergillaceae.
AUGUUGUCCCUUCCCGAUGAUAUCCUUCUCCAGGUUGGGAACUUCGUAGAAGACCAUUGGGAUAGAUACAAGUUGAUUUUUGUCUGUCAGCGUUUUCAUAGCUUGUACUUACGCGCACUUUAUAGAUCAGCAUCUUUGAAGAGCUGCUCCCAGACCCAGACGUUCCUCAACGCCCUUAUUCUUCGACCCGAGCUGGCCCGGGCCGUGCGAUGUCUGGAUUUCGAGAACUGGCAACCCAAAUUACCAUCCCAUGCUUGUUCGAUCAAGGAAAACCUCACGCCAACUAGCGAUUGGGUUCGUUCACUGUGCAAUUCGGAGGAUGAACAUGCACAAUGGGAGCAGGAUCUCCUUAGCGGCGAGGAGGAGGCCUGGAUCGCGCUUCUCUUACCUUUGGUCAACAAUAUUCGACAGCUUCGCCUUGUAUACCCAAGAAAUAAUCGCUACCUGGACCGCACAUUACAGAGAGUCGUGGCAGGGGAGAAGCGUUGCUAUGAACAACCCGCAUUCCACGCCCUACGGGAGGUGCAUUUGAGCCACCUGGUGGAUGAUGAGGACACCAAGGGCAGCUUUGUCCCUGCUCAAAUCAUGCCUUUCUUUCAACUGCCUUCUGUACGAAUAUUCUCUGCAGAUUCCGUCGUUGAAUCCCGCCCUACGCAGGAAGAUGGGCAGAGGCAUGCACAGGCACCCGAGGUAACGGCUACAGCCUGCUCGUCUAUUUCAGAGAUUACAUUUAACUCGAGCAGCGGAGCCCAAGGAAUGGAGACACUGCUUGCUUCCGGCUCACCAUUGAAAUCAUUCAAAUACCAACACUCUGACGCCCACGUCCAAUCCGAGGGGUACCGGCCGUCCUCAUUUCGCCAAUCUCUAGCGCGAAGCCGGGCUACCUUGCAGACCCUGUGGCUGGACACCUGCGGCGAACACCUGCCAUUCACUAUUGCCGGGAUAAAUGAAACACACGACGAAUGGUUCGGACCACUGGUGGAUUUCACCGCAUUGAAAGAGUUACGCAUUCGUCUCCCGAACCUCCUGGAUGUGCGAUAUCAACCCGAGCCCUCGUCGCCGCUGACUGAGAUCCUCCCGCGAUCGGUUGAAUCGAUUUACGUGGAAGGGUGCAAAGAGAAUUCGCUAGGUAUUCUCAUCCAGCAGCUCCAACAACUAGUCCUCAGCGAGCACAAACAGAGGCGUUUCCCCGGCUUGCAGAGGCUAGAUAUUGAGGGAUUCUUCCACGACGACGACGACGACGACGACGAAGGUGCCUCCGGACCCGCGGGCUCGGGCGAGAAGCACGAGAAAGUCAUCAAGCCCCGUGUAUAUGCCAUGGUGGAGCCUUUGCAACAGGUCUGCAGUGAUCUUGGGAUUCGCCUCUUCCUGCGCGACCGAGUGUGUUUGCAGACGAUGUUUGGUGGGUGAGAAGAUGAGAUGACAUCCCCUGUAGUUCGUUCCAGCGUGUUUUUUUCUUUUCCUCUUUGGCGAUUCCGUAUGUUUUUUUUUUCACACAUUAUUAGACCGUGUAUCUAGAC